Aspergillus melleus is the source of this 1877-nucleotide messenger RNA. RefSeq lists its product as uncharacterized. Gene Ontology annotation, molecular function: DNA-binding transcription factor activity, RNA polymerase II-specific; transcription cis-regulatory region binding; zinc ion binding. NCBI's taxonomy places the organism in Eukaryota, Fungi, Ascomycota, Eurotiomycetes, Eurotiales, Aspergillaceae. The transcript is spliced from 4 exons. Gene Ontology annotation, biological process: positive regulation of transcription by RNA polymerase II. The coding region runs from base 697 to 1701 and encodes 334 amino acids. Gene Ontology annotation, cellular component: nucleus. The record is from RefSeq and is a predicted model, not a curated record.
CGGCAUCUUAUCUGUGGGAGUCCAUCAACCAAAUCAAGGUCAACUGAAUCGCCAAAGUUCUCGCGGGUUCUUCGGAACUCUUCAGAAACCCCUCGCAUGACAAGGCAGGCAUACCCGACGAGAUCGGCUCAGGCAGCCGACUCCCGUGACCGGGUGCUUCCCCGGCCUUGCAUAGGUACUGAUCCUCCCCGCUGUCGACCGUCCAUCAGGAAUCCAGACUAUUGGCACAACAUUCGCUCAAUUCUCAACAAAUCGAGGGCAGAGAGGAAAUUGUUGAGCACGCAUCACCUUCACCCCACAAUAUGCCUCGUCGAAAGCGUCCUCACGUUCCGAAAGUCAAAGGUUGCUACGAAUGCUCGCAGCGACGAAUCAACUGCGAUCGUACAGAACCGCAGUGCACCAAAUGUACGUCCAAAGGAAUCGUCUGUAGUGGUUUUGGCGUUCGAUACCGAUUCCGCGAAGAGGUCAGCACGCGAGGUAGUAUUCGACGCCGCGGUGAUAGGACUGAUGGAUUAUACAGCAAGUUUUCAGCGCAGUCCCAAGAUACUCAGCAUGUCUCUUGCGCGACCUCAUCCACCACGCCAGCAGACCCUGACAGCUAUCUUACUCUCCUCGACACACACACGGGGCUAACAGACCACUACCCUACGGACGCCCUUGCCGCCAUUGAGACAGCAUACGUGUUUCCUCUUAUGGAUGGGCUUGACUUGGUGGCGCCACGGAGUGAAUACCUGCUCACGUACUGUAAGCUCUGAUACCCCGCGUCCACCUGAGAAACAGCAGAUGGUAACCGCUCAAGUCUCUAACUAUAUUGCACCCCAAAUGGUGGUCAUGGAUGACAGCUACAAUGGAUGGCGAUGUUUUAUUCUCCCAUUUGCCUGCGCCGACGAGAUGGUGAUGGAUGCCGUGUCCGCCGUGUCGGCCUUUCACAUUUGCGAAAAAGGCGGCCGCCAACGCGAUCAUCGACCUGAUAGACUGUAUGCAAAAGUCAUCUCGGGACUCCAAAGCAGGAGCCUUUUCAGGGAUUGUGACUUGCAGACAAGACACUCGAUCUUCCUCGCGAUCAUAGUUCUCCUGGUGGGUGUUAUGGUCAACGGAUCCUCCGAUUUUCCCAUCCUUUUCUACAUGUUGCAGUCUGCGCUCGAGGCAGUCGGAGGGGAAGCCGGUCUUGGAGAUGGCGAGUUGACGAGGUUUCUCAUGCGUCAGAUUCGCAAAAUGCGAGUCUACGCAGCGCCAUUACUCAGUCAAAAGGCCGGGGUGCAGACAAUCCUGUCCUCUGCCCAGAAAAGCUUCGACUGCUUAUACUUCAACUCCGGCUUGCAUCCCGAUCACCUAUCGACGUUUGAUCUUAUUGUGGGUCUUCGGCAGCAAGCAUAUGACAUCUACUUACAGCGAGCCAUGCUGGGACGCCGAAGCCAACGACAUGUGGAGCGCAUCGGACGCUUCAUAGAUACCCUUCAAUCACUUCCAGAUGACGCUCCAGGCCAGCAUACCCUUGUAUGGCCAUCGUUUAUUGCAGCGUCGGAAAGCUGCACCCCCGAGCAUCAACUCUUCUUCAAGCAAUUCUUAGAGAACCAGUAUCGUCUGAACGGUUUCUCUAAUAUCUUGAAGGCAAUCGCGCUGCUGGAACGAAUAUGGACGGCGGAUGAUGGUGAUACAUGGCCUGCCUUGCUUCCUGAGUCACGAUUAUUUGUCAUGUAGGUCUUGCUAACUUGUCUCUGCAUCAAUAUGCAUCAGGGUGUUUGAAGAAUUCUUAUUUAACGGAGAGUUUUGAAUUAUUUUCCUGUCAGCAAAUUGAGCCUAGCAUGUUUGUGUUGUUCAUUGAUGUCAUCCAUGUAUGUACCUUAGAAUGAGAAUUAUGUCGGUUAUGAUUGGUU